Nyctereutes procyonoides (raccoon dog) is the source of this 5724-nucleotide messenger RNA. It is a transcript of the gene QRICH2, whose product is annotated as glutamine rich 2. The transcript has 24 exons. Bases 1 to 5724 code for a protein of 1907 amino acids. The record is from RefSeq and is a predicted model, not a curated record. Lineage: Eukaryota; Metazoa; Chordata; Mammalia; Carnivora; Canidae.
AUGCCGCCCACGCCGGCGGCCGGCACCGUGUCCCUCCGGGAGCUGGCGGACCUGGCCAUCGGCACCCCGGAGGCGGGCGCCGUCAACUUCACGGCCCUGCACACGCUCAUCGUGGCCAUGCUCCGGAGCCUGAACCUGCAGGAGGUGCGCAUCGACUUCCAGUCGCCGGAGCCCGGGCCGGAGCCGCCGCCGCCGCCGCCGCCGCCGCCGCCGCCGCCGCCGCAGGCCGUGGUCAGCGCCCCGCAGCUGGCGGCGCCGCAGGACACCAGGCCCGCGGCGCUGGAGAGCCAGGUGAAGGGGCUGGGCGGGCAGGUCCACGACCUCAGCAGGCGGCUCAAGACCAUCACGAGCCAGGUGCAGGGCAUCGUGAGCCACGUGCAGCACCUGACGGCGCCCGCGGGGCUGGCCGCGGACCCCCGGGACUGGCUGGACGAGACGGUCAAGCUGGCGCCGUCCCGGUCGCGGGUCGGGUCGCUGAGAACCGGAAGGGGCGAGAAGGCUAGCGUGGCGCAGGUGGUCUUCCAACGGAUUGAUGAACUAGAGAAGAUAAUCAGAGAACGGGAUGAAUUCCUGGAUCUAAUGAGCCGGAAGAUGAGUUUGAUGCCUGUUGGAGAAGAAGUCACCAUGGUCACCUGGGAAGAGCUGGAGCAAGCGAUUACUGAUGGCUGGAGGGCCUCACAAGGGGGCUCAGAGACAACAACAGGCCUUCCUAAACGCAGAGCACACACUUCCAUAACAUCAAAUGAUGGAAUUCAAAGUGGAGUCUCCAUCAAGCACUCAAGUGCUGACCGGGCUUUGGAUACUGCCAGUGGCUAUGGCUCAGAUCGGGCCUUAUCAGGAAUCAGUGGUACAGGUUACCCCUCUGAGGGGGUUACUAGGGAACGAAGCAGAGGUGCCUCUGCUACUACAUUCCCUGGUAGAGAAUAUUCAAGGGCCCGUGAUGAAGCUGGCCUGGCAAAGCCCCAUCACCCGUCUAUGUCCCAAUUCAGAAAAGAGUCAGAUCGUCGUAGGAUGAGAGAGCCUCAGCUGCACAGCUUAGCACACCUAAGAAAAGAUGAACGAGAGGCACACCCUGGUCCAGUUCAACAGGACUUAUCCUCAGCUUCUGUGGCCAGAGACUGGCAUCAUCCUGUAUACCCAGAUCAGCAUGGGGGGGUGUCUGUAACCCAGGGUCACAUCUAUUCAAGGCCAGAUCAGCAUGGAUUAGGACCACUUGGCAUGGAUCAGCUUCCAUUGCUCCAACCUAGCACUUACCCACAUGGUGUGGUACCCCACAGCAUGGGUCAGCUUGGUGUGAUGCCACCUGGAAUGGAUGAGCAGGGCUUGGUACUACCUGGCAUGGAUCAGCAGCGUGGUAUGGUGCCACCAUUGGCACCUGGCACAGAUCAGCAAAGAUUGGAACUACCUAGUACAGGUCAGCCUGGUAUGGUUCCACUUAGCACAUAUCAGCAUGGUGCAAUACCUCCUGGCGCAGACCAACAGUCUGGUGUGGAUCAGCAUGGGUUGGUACCCUUUAGCAUAGAUCAGCAUGGAUUUUUAGUAUCUGCCACGGAUCAACAAGGAAUGGAUCAACGUGGAUUGGUUCCAUAUCUUACAGAUCAACGUGGUUUGGUAUCACCUGGUUUGAUGCGAGUUGCUGCAGAUCAGCAAGGUUUUGUACAGUCCGGUUUGGAAACAUCUGGGUUCAUUCAACCUGGUACAGAGCAGCAUGAUGUAAUCCAGCCUGGGGCAGAUCCACGUGGUCAGCAUGGUUUGGUCCAACUUGGUGCAGGUCAGCAUGGUUUGGUGCAACCUGGAAUGGAUCAGCGUGGUUUGGUGCAACCUGGAAUGGAUCAGCAUGGUUUGGUGCAACCUGGAAUGGAUCAGCGUGGUUUGGUGCAACCUGGAAUGGAUCAGCGUGGUUUGGUGCAACCUGGAAUGGAUCAUCAUGGUUUGGUGCAACCUGGUACAGCUCAGCCUGGUUUGGUCCAACCUGCAAUGGAUCAGCGUGGUUUGGUCCAACCUGAAAUGGAUCAGCGUCGGCCUGGUUUGGUGCAACCUGGAAUGGACCAGCGUGGUUUGGUGCAACCUGGUGCAGGUCAGCCUGGUUUGGUCCAACCUGGAAUGGAUCAGCAUGGUUUGGUGCAACCUGGUACAGGUCAGCGUGGUUUGGUCCAACCUGCAAUGGACCAGUGUGGUUUGGUGCAACCUGGUGCAGGUCAGCCUGGUUUGGUCCAACCUGGAAUGGAUCAGCAUGGUUUGGUGCAACCUGAUGCCAGUCAUCAGCCUGGUUUGGUCCAACCUGUAAUGGAUCAGCGUGGUUUGGUGCAGCCUGGUGCAGGUCAGCCUGGUUUGGUGCAGCCUGGAACAGACCAGCAUGGUUUGGCGCAGCCUGGUGCAGGUCAGCCUGGUUUGGUCCAACAUGGUGUAGCUCAGCCUGGUUUGGUGCAACCUGGUGCAGGUCAGCCUGGUUUGGUCCAACCUGCAAUGGAUCAGCGUGGCUUGGUGCAGCCUGGUGCAGGUCGGCCUGGUUUGGUCCAGCCUAGAAUGGAUCAGCGUGGUUUGGUGCAGCCUGGUGCAGGUCAGCCUGCUUUGGUCAGACCUGGUAUGGAUCAGCGUGGUUUGGUCCAACCUGGAGCAGGCCAGCCUGCUUUAGUCAGACCUGGAAUGGAUCAGCGUGGUUUGGUGCAGCCUGGUGCAGGUCAGCCUGGUUUGGUCCAACCUGGACUGGAUCAGCGUGGGUUGGUACAACCUGGCACAGGUCAGCCUGGUUUGGUUCAGCCUGGUGUAGGUCAGCCUGGUUUGGUGCAACGUGGAGUAGAUCAGCAUGGUUUAGUACAGCCUGGUGCCUAUCCACGUGGUUUGGUUCCACCUGGUGCCUAUCCUCGUGGUUUGGCCCAACCUGGUACAUAUCCACAUGGUUUUAUGCAGCCUAGUGUUGAUCAGCGUAGUUUGGUUCAGCCUGGAAUUGAUCAGCGUGGCUUGAGGCGAUCUGGUACAGAACAACAAGACUUGAUACCACCAGGCACAGAGCUUCAUGGCUCUCCAACAGUCCACCCAGAGUUUCCAAGAUUUGUAUCACCACAUCCAUAUCAGCAUGGUGUAAUACCUCCUGGCAGAUAUCAAUAUGGUCAGGUGUCACCUCUCCUAGCCGAGCAAGGUUUAGUAUCAGCAGGUAUUGGCCAAGGUUUAUCAGAAACUUACCAGCAAGGUUUGAUGCAUCCUGGCGCAGACCAGCAUGGCCCAACACCAUUAAGCACUCGUGCAGGAUCUGUACACCUAGAUCAAGAGCAUUUGACAUCACUUGGCCCAGAUCAGCAUGGCCAGGUACAACCAGGUACAGAGCAGCAUGACCAUGCAUACUCCAUCCCAGAAUCCCAUGACCUAAUGUAUCCUCCUGGCCUUCGUGACUCAGGCGUCCCAGGGGUAGAUCAGCACGUCCAGGUCAGUUUGGAUCCAAAACAAAUAUAUACUGUGGACCAACCUGGGAUUUCUGUCCAGACUAGUCCAGGCCAGGAAGCCACCUCUGCCAGGAGUACGGACUAUCUGAACAACCUCUACCGCGUCUCAUCAGAAAAGAGUGAUUUCCAGAGCGAAAGACACGAUUCACUGGAUAAACUGGCUCCUAGCUUCCCCAUGGCGGUGGAGACAUUUCGUCUGAUGGGAGAGAUCAUUGGCCUCUAUGUGGAGCUCAAGGAGAACAUGAAAGAGCUAAAUGAGGAACAGGCUGGCCAGACGGAUUUGGAGAAGAUACAGUACCUGCUGGCGCUCAUGGUCAAAAAGAGCAUACCCCCUGACCUGCAGGAACAGCUGAAGACUCUCAAGUCCUUAACCAAAGAAGUUCGACAGGAAAAAACAAAACUGGACAGGAUGCAGAGGAUCCUGGAGGGCGAUGGGGAGCAAGAAAUAGGAAAAGAGAUGAAGGAUGGCCAGCUGAGCUUGCAGCUGGGAAUCCUCAGAGUCACCGUGGCUGACAUUGAGAAGGAACUGGCUGAGCUGAGGGAGAGCCAAGAGCGGGGCAAGGUCAGCAUGGAACAUUCGGUGUCCGAAGCCUCCCUCUACCUGCAGGACCAGCUGGACAAGCUCAGGAUGAUCAUCGAGAGCAUGCUGGCCUCGUCUUCCACGCUGCUGUCCAUGAGCAUGGCUCCUUCCAAGACCUUGGCGACCUUGGUACCUGGCCAGAUUGACCCUGAGGCCACCUGCCCGGCCUGCAGCCUGGACCUGAGCCAUCAGGUCAGCACGCUGGUGCAGCGCUACGAGCAGCUCCAGGACAUGGUCAACAAUCUGGCUGCCUCCCGGCCCUCCAAGAAAGCCAAGCUCCAGAGCCAGGACGAAGAGCUGCUGGGCCACAUCCAGAGUGCCAUCCUGCAGGUGCAGGGCGACUGCGAGAAGCUCAACAUCACCACCAGCAACCUCAUCGAAGACCAUCGGCAGAAGCAGAAGGACAUUGACGUGCUGUACCACGGUCUAGAGAAGCUCGAGAAAGAAAAGGCCAACAGGGAGCACCUGGAAAUGGAGAUUGAUUUGAAAGCUGAUAAGAGCGCCCUGGCGGCCAAAGUGAGCCGCGUCCAGUUCGAUGCCACCACGGAGCAGCUGAACCACAUGAUGCAGGAGCUGGUGGCCAAGAUGAGCGGGCAGGAGCAGGACUGGCAGAAAAUGCUGGACAAGCUGCUGGCGGAGAUGGACAGCAAGCUGGACCGCCUGGAGCUGGACCCGGUGAAGCGGUCGCUGGAGGAUCGCUGGCAGGCCCUGCGGCGGCAGCUCAAGGAGCGCUCCCCGCUCUACCAGGCAGACGAGGCGGCGGCCAUGCGCAGGCAGCUCUUGGCACAUUUCCACUGCCUCUCCUGUGACCGUCCCCUGGAGACGCCUGUGACCGGACAAAUUAUCCCUGUGAUGCCCGUGGGCCCGGGCCUGCCUGGGCACCGUUCCAUCCGCCCCUACACCAUCUUUGAACUGGAGCAGGUCCGGCAGCAGAGCCGCAGCCUAAAGCUGGGCAAUGCAGCCUUCCCUCGGGGCGACCUGGCACACCUGGAGCGGAGCGUGGGGCGCCUGCGCACCAUGCACUCCAAGAUGCUGAUGGACAUAGAGAAGGUGCAGAUCCACUUCGGAGGCUCGGUCAAGGCCAGCAGCCAGAUGAUCCGUGAGCUGCUGCAGGCACAGUGUCUGAGCUCCCCCUGCUACAAACGGGUGCCAGAAACGGCUGACUACACGUACUCGAGCGUGCCUCGGCGCUGCGGGGGCAGCCACACGCUCACCUACCCCUACCGCCGCAACCGCCUGCAGCACCUGUCCCAGGGCCUGUACCCCACCGAGGAGGUCCAGAUCGCCAUGAAGCAUGACGAAGUGGAUAUCUUGGGUCUGGAUGGACAUAUUUACAAGGGACGGAUGGAUACAAGGUUGCCGGGCAUCCUGAGCAAAGAGGCCUCUGUCUCGGGGAUGCCAAAGCACAAGGCCAAGCAGUCCCGGCCCCACGUGCACCGGCAACAGUCCCUCAGCGACAACGGCCAGCUGCCCUCCCAGCCUCAGAGCGCUCAGAUGCUGGCCGGCAGCAGUUCAGCUCCUUCUCAGCCGCAGAAAGACAGGCCCGUGUCCUCCGAGGGGCACCUCUCUCAGCCCAGUGUGGCCCACCCGCCCAGCCCCAGCGAGAUGGCCAACCUGCCCGCGGGGCCGGAGACGCACAGGGAUGUGCCUCCUGGGGAGGGGCUCGAGGAGCCCACCCGGGGGCCGCGGUCCACUGCUCACUGA